This is a messenger RNA of Pseudogymnoascus destructans, 2170 nucleotides long. RefSeq lists its product as uncharacterized. Gene Ontology annotation, biological process: purine nucleotide biosynthetic process; ribonucleoside monophosphate biosynthetic process; 5-phosphoribose 1-diphosphate biosynthetic process. Bases 8 to 1558 code for a protein of 516 amino acids. NCBI's taxonomy places the organism in Eukaryota, Fungi, Ascomycota, Leotiomycetes, Thelebolales, Thelebolaceae. Gene Ontology annotation, molecular function: magnesium ion binding; ribose phosphate diphosphokinase activity. The transcript is spliced from 3 exons. The record is from RefSeq and is a predicted model, not a curated record. Gene Ontology annotation, cellular component: cytoplasm; ribose phosphate diphosphokinase complex.
ACCGAAGAUGCGCAAAACCCUCAUUUUCGCAGGGAGCUCUGUCCCUGAGCUCACAAAUCAGAUAUGCACAAAUCUAGGAAUGGCACCGGCCGCUGUCGAGCUGUCGCAAUUUGCAAACGGCGAGACGAGCGUCAAGAUCCUCACUAGCAUUCGAGAGAAGGAUGUCUUCGUCGUCCAGUCUGGCAGUUCGAAGAUAAAUGAUAGUAUCAUGGAGCUCCUGAUUCUUAUCUCGGCGUGCAAAGGCGGUUCUGCUAACAAAAUCACCGCUGUCCUACCAUACUUCCCAUAUAGCCGACAAUCUAAGAAGAAGUCACACAGAGGCGCGAUUACUGCUCGCAUGCUUGCUAAUCUUCUCAAUGUUGCUGGUGUCAACCACAUCAUCACGAUCGAUCUACAUGCAUCUCAAAUGCAGGGCUUCUUCAAAUGCCCUGUUGACAAUCUUCACGCGGAACCGUUAAUAGCAAGGUGGAUCAGGCACAAUGUCCCGGGAUGGAAGGAAGCAGUAUGCGUAUCGAAGAACGCGGGCGGCACAAAGAGGGUCACGUCAUUGGCGGAUGCGUUGAAGUUGAACUUCGGAAUGGUCACCACAGACCGAAGGCGAGGCGGUAACAUGAGUUCAAGCAUGAUAUUCAGCUCUCUAGACCACAGCCCACCUCCCAACGACAAAGAUACGCGGAAUGACGAAGUUGAUGGCGAACCGGAUCUGUCUACCCCUCUCAGCGCCGUCACACUCGACUCGGAGCCGACAUUUAACCCGAUAUCCGGCCCAACAUCCAACCCCACCCCUUCUCAUUCGCGUCACGAAAGCUCAUCAUCAACUCGCGCCUCAAAUCCCAUAUCAGCUAGCCGCUUGCCCUUCACCAGACCAACCUCUGCUGCGCGCUCCCCUCUUACUCGAUCCGUCACCACUCCCAUCCCUUUCUCACACACCGAAGAAGAUGAAUACACCGAUGAACGCGCCCGGGAAGUUAUCCACGGCCGUCUUGUACACGGCCACAUCGUGCCGGACGACUACCCCUCUCCCACCACCUCCGCCAUGUCGAACUCCAUGAUUUUAGAUCGCCCAGAAGACGACCCUCUGGAAAUAUCGCGCGUCUCGAGCUUUUUCAACCCUGAACCCUACGCACUCGGCGGCUCGCACGACGCCGCGGAAAGCAGCGACGAAGAGGGCGACGACCCCGUCAACCACGACCUGGAGAAGAUGAUCACCCUCGUCGGAGACGUCAGGGGCCGCUCGGUAUUCAUUGUCGACGACAUGAUCGAUAAGUGGGGUAGCUGGGUCGCCGCAGCCGAAGCGGUCGUCAAGCGUGGUGGGGCAAAGAAGGUGUACAUCAUCGCGACGCACGGUCUAUUCGGCGGCGACUCCCUCGAGGAGCUCGAGAAGUGCGACUGCAUCGACGUGAUCCUCGUGACGAACUCGUUCCCUAUCCCCGAAGAGCGCGCGCGCGCAAGCAAGAAGCUCGUCGUGCUCGAGCUGGCCGGGCUCCUCAGCGAGGCCAUCCGGAGGAACCAUUACGGCGAGAGCAUCUCGGCGCUGUUUCAACAUAUUAGCGAUUAGGUUUGUGGUCUGGCGGGACGGGGCUGGGUUAUGGGUAGGACGGUUAUAACGGGACGGUGCCGGAUAUAAUUUUUUGCUUACACUAACGGAGCGAAGCGCUGGUGUAUGGAUGGACGACAGGAGGGCACAGGCGUUUACUGGCAAGGGCUGCUGUUUCCAGCUAGAAUUGACCAACGAUCUUUAUGAACCCCAUUUGUUGGGCAUUGAACAUGCUGCGUUGAGUAUUUUGGUGAAUUCACUCGACAACUUUUUGUUUUUCUUUCAUCUUACCUUUCUUUUGUCGCCGCCAUUUGGUAUAGCAUGUGUGGGCGCCUGGAAUAUGGCAAAGAUGGAUAUACCCAGCGAUGCAGACUUCAGUGUUUGCAGGGACCUUCUCUCUAUAGGAGAUGGUUCUUAACGGAGCGUUGGCAGAUGAGAUCCUUUGGACUGAGAGUAGAUGGCAGCUUGCCUCAGCAUACUACUUGCUUGCUGGCUUGAUGUAAGAAUGCAGCAUACAUGUAUGCAGCCCUCUCGGACAUUUUAAAUCAAAUCUUUAGGUUUGAAGACUGGUAUGGGAUAGGUGCAAUCUAGAGUAUGUAUCACCGAAUAUAAGAUCCCAGCGAUUAACGUGUA